AUGUCGGCAGAAGGCAGUGCCCUGGUGGACACUAUGGAGAGCCUAUUUGCCAAUACAGAGGCCCGCAUCAUCAUGGCUUACAAGAUCCGUAAGUCGUGGCCCUUAAAACAACUGUCAAGGGUGGAGGCAUUUCCCUCAUCUCGUCCAGACGGCCGGCCCCUCGCUGUGGAGCUCUGGUUUGUCAGCAAUGCAUUCAGCAGCGAGGCCAAGCUUGCAUGCGAGGCCCACACUCCUGGGGAACUCUUGGACCUGCUGGGGACUUUGUACUUGUUUUGCAAAAAGCAUGAGGGGAGGACGCCCACCAUUGUGGGCUAUGACCUGUCCGAGCUGGAGCACUGGGGAGUCUCCCAGGCUGAGCGAGAUGCUUUGGAAGGUGUGGGUGCUUUUGGGGCGGUGCUGUUGGGAGAUGAGGAGCAGGGGGAGGAAGAGGGGGGCUUUGGAGCGUCCAAGGCUGGCCCUGGGGGCUCCCUGGUGAGUGCUAAGGAGGAGCGCGACCUGGCAGCACUGCUGGACCUCUUUGCCCUGGGCGUGGGCGACGUGGAAGAGUUCCAGGACCGCCUGCAGGCCGAGCUGGCCGCCCUAGAGGCGGCCAACGUGCAUGCGGUGCUGGAGGGCGGUCCUAUGGUGGCCUCGGUGCUGCAGAGGGCCGGCGAAGCCGCGAGCUCCGUGGACGACCUUGCGGAGUCCCUGGCCAUCUUUGACCUCAAGCUGCGCCACAUGCGCGAGGUGACUCAGUGCAACGUCACCCUCCCACACCAAGACAUAGCGGCGAUCGAGGCGCGCAACAACCGGCUGGAGCGGCAGGCACGGCACAACAACGCCCUGCUGGAGGCACUGGAGCAUCUGCUGGACCGCCUGGUUCUGCCGCAGCACACAGAAGAAGUCCUCGCCUCCAACAACUUCUCCUAUGCCAUGCUGCCUGCGCUGGCGGAGGCGGGCUGGGAUGUGUGGGAGCGGCUGGCGGCGCUGGAACCUGCGGACGGCAAACGCGACGGCGGCCACGUCGCCGGGCAGCUGGAACCCGGCCUCGCUGGCAUGACGGCCGUCGUCGAGCAGCGCCAACGCCUGCAGACGCUGUCGCGCAUCUGGGUGGAGAGGGCGGCGCGCUUCGUUACUGAUGAGCUGACGCGGCUGGCGGACGGCGCAAGCUCGCACACCGGCUCGGCGCACAGCGCGGCGCGACUGCAGACGCCCGACCACUCCGCCUUCCACGAGCGCGCCGAAGCCCUGGCGCCCCUGCUGCAGGUGGUGCAGGCGAUGCGGCCAAGUGCGCUGCCGCCGCUGGCGGACAGGUACUGCACGGCCAUCAACGCUCUGCUCCGGCGCGAGCUGCACGCGUACACCAGCGAGCUCAGGCGCAUGGCAGUCGCGCGCAUGGCCACCGCCCCUCCCGAGCCCGACAUCCUCAAAGGCUUUAAGAAGGAAGCGGGGGAGAACAGGCUACACAGGCUGGCCAGCUCGAGCCAGUACGAUGGCAGCGGCCAGAGCGUCAGCGCUGGGGACAUGAUGCCGCACACGGCGCUGCAGCACUGCCUCAACGAGUGGGUGCCCAUGCUCGUGGACGAGUGUGACUUUGCAGCCGCGUUCUUGCUGCUCUACCGCCCCAACGAGGAGGCCGCGACAGCUGCAGGUACUAGCCUGGCGGAUGCGGGGGUGGGUGAAGGGCAGGGGGAGGAGAUGGAUGGCGAGGAGGUGCAUCCCCCGGCAGUCCUCACAGCUGAGGGCGUGCGCCAGCUGGGGGCGCUCAUGGACGGCAUCGAGCAUGAUGUCCUGGCCAUGUUGGACCUGGUGUCGAAGCAGCACCAGCUGCUGUGCAUUCCCAUGAUGGCCGAGGUGCUGGGCUGGCGUGAGCGCGUCGCCGCGGAGCCGGUGGCAGAACCUCUCGCCCACAUCCUGGACGUCUGCUCCGAGCGGCUGCUCGCGCUCUUUGAGCGAUACAUUCAUGACUGCGUGCUGGCGAUAACAAGGUACGAUGGGCGCAACGCCAUGAGCAUGCAGGACACGGUGAAGAGCCAGCACAUCCUGCCCUUCUUCCCCAACUUUGUCCUGCUUGCCACGCGCCUGGACAAUCUCCUGGCCGGCACGCAGGGCCACUCCCCAGUGGCGGGUGGGGAUGGCGGGGGCCACGACAUGGCGGGGCGGGUGAUGAGCGGCAGCGCGAGCACGGAGAGCAUGGCGCGGCUGGAGCAGCUGCGCUAUGACAGCUACGCGGGGCGCGCCGGCUGGGAACCCGGCCGCCAGAGCGCCGACGGCGGCGGCGGCAGCCUGGACGACAUAGACUACAUGAGCGAGGAGGAGGAGGGCGCUGACGAGGCGGACCUGAGCGCCGACGAGCUUGGCUCCGGCUCCGACAGCCUGCGCCCCAGCUACCGAGGCGGCAGGCGCGCACACACGCAGCAGCCGACGGAGUCGCUGGUGAGGCGGCUGGAGAUGGUGGAGUCGCUGGGGGCACCCAGCAGCGGCCGCGCCUGGAGCGAGCGCGCCGGCAGCCGCGGGGGAUCCCCCUCCCGGUCCCCUACGCGCAACCCCAGCGCACUCAGCCCCUCCGCGGCGGCGCUGGGUCCCGGCUCCUUUGGGGACGGCGGCAUCCCCGACCGCAUGCCCUCCGCCGACGAGCUCACCUCCGUCAGGCAAGUUGUGGAUGCAACGUACGCGGUGCUGGUGCGUGCAAUGUUCACGCAGCUGGAGCGCACGGCGGGGCCCGACGUCAAGCACGGCGACCGCCUGCGCCUCGAAAACUACAGCCUCCUGGAAAACGAGCUCAAACCGCUGGCGUCCAGGAAUCCCGUGCUGGCCUUUUUCGUGGCGGCAGCGGGUGCGGCCAAGGAGAGCGCGAUGCUCAUCUACGUGCAGCAGCAGCUGGAGUAUGCCAAGCUCUGGAAGCUCUUCGAGUUCUCUCAGAGGGUGGAUGCUCUGCUGGAGGCGGUGGAGGUGGAGGAGGUGGCGUUCCAGGCUGGCUGCCAGGCUGGCGAGCUGCGCGCAAUCAUCACCUCCGCGCUGGCCAGCCCUCAGCGCAAGCUGGCCGCCAUGCACUCGCGCAUCAAGAAGCACCUGGGCGCCACCGCGCCAAAGCUGGCCGCGCAGGUGUGGCAGCGGCUGCAGACGGAGAUGCUGAGGCGGUAUGUGCAGCUCGAGGAGCAGAUGGCGCUGUGCUACCCCUCCAUGCAGCUGACGCCCUCGCCCCAGGAACUCGAGGAGCUCUGCAAGAGCGUUGCAGCAUCCUGA
Molecule: messenger RNA, 3225 nt
Organism: Coccomyxa subellipsoidea C-169
Lineage: Eukaryota; Viridiplantae; Chlorophyta; Trebouxiophyceae; Coccomyxaceae
Exons: 19
Coding region: 1-3225 (1074 amino acids)
Biological process (GO): exocytosis; Golgi to plasma membrane transport
Cellular component (GO): plasma membrane; exocyst
Molecular function (GO): phosphatidylinositol-4,5-bisphosphate binding
Source: RefSeq, a predicted model, not a curated record